Linum tenue is the source of this 183-nucleotide messenger RNA. The record is from the annotation of a GenBank genome assembly. NCBI's taxonomy places the organism in Eukaryota, Viridiplantae, Streptophyta, Magnoliopsida, Malpighiales, Linaceae.
AUGGAUUUGUGGGAGCAGAACAUCAAGUUCAUGGUCCAGCAGGUUCUGGUGAUCAUCAAAGCUACAACGGUUAUCAUAGUGAAGAUGGUGAUUUCGUUGCUACGGUCGAUCGAGUUGUCCCUUCUAGCCCCGACCCUCUACACAACAAGUAGGUCUUGGGAUUUUAUAUAUGUACGCGAAUGA